This is a messenger RNA of Lodderomyces theae, 975 nucleotides long. RefSeq names its product 2-hexaprenyl-6-methoxy-1,4-benzoquinone methyltransferase (gene COQ5). Gene Ontology annotation, biological process: ubiquinone biosynthetic process. NCBI's taxonomy places the organism in Eukaryota, Fungi, Ascomycota, Pichiomycetes, Serinales, Debaryomycetaceae. The record is from RefSeq and is a predicted model, not a curated record. Bases 1 to 975 code for a protein of 324 amino acids. Gene Ontology annotation, molecular function: methyltransferase activity. The transcript has a single exon.
AUGCUUGCCCAAUUACUUACAGGCAGUGCAUUGAAGUCAGUCGCAAGACUGGCUCAACCGAUUACUUCACGAGCACUAACCGCAAGACUCUAUUCAGGGUCACCACCACCACCCCCACCAAAACAAUCAUAUGAAAACAACCUCAAGACAGCAGCUUCGCCUCCACCACCACCGCCAGCUGAAGAUACCACUCACUUUGGUUACAAAACUGUUAAUCGUUCUGAAAAGGAAAACUUGGUGGGAGGAGUUUUUUCAUCAGUUGCUUCAAACUAUGACUUGAUGAACGACGUCAUGUCCAUGGGGGUCCACCGUUUGUGGAAACACCAUUUCAUCAACAGAUUGGAUGCUGGAAUGAGGCCAUCGUCCUCGGAACCUUUGCAAUUUCUUGACGUGGCUGGAGGCACUGGGGAUAUUGCAUUUGGGUUAUUAGAACAUGCCGAAAAGAGAUUUGGCGAUGUUGAGAGUGAAAUUACUGUGGCUGAUAUCAACCCUGACAUGUUGAAAGAGGGUGAGUUGAGAUAUGCCAAACUGAAAUGGGCCAAAGAAGGCAAGAAUCGUAUCAAGUUUCUUGUCCAGAAUGGUGAAACUAUGGAUGCAAUUCCCGACAAUUCUAAAGACGUCUACACUAUCGCAUUCGGUAUUAGAAACUUUACCGAUAUACAAAAGGGUUUGAAUACGGCAUACAGAGUGUUGAAACCAGGUGGAAUUUUUGCCUGUUUGGAAUUUUCACAAGUUGAGAACCCUGUUGUUGAUUACGCUUAUCAAGCAUACCUGUUUUCAUUAUUGCCAUUAAUGGGUCAACUAAUUGCAAAUGAUAGAGAGUCGUACCAGUAUUUGGUUGAAAGUAUACAAAAGUUUCCAAAGCAAGAGGAAUUCAAGUCAAUGAUCGAAAAGGCUGGGUUCUACGUACCUGAACCAGGUUACGAGAACUUGACUUUUGGAGUUGCCAGCAUUCACAUUGGUAUUAAGCUUUAG